UUUGGAUCCACAGCCACCGUCACCACCGUCUCCUGCCUGUACCAAGCCCCCUUCUCACGACUGACUCCUCGAUUGUACUCUACUUGGCUCAGGUUCACGAACGCAGAAUAUUCGUGAUGGCACAAGAAGCACCACGCAAACCCACGCUGCUCGAGCUUGUCGGAAAUGGCGACUUGUUUCGGUGUGCAUAUUAUGAUGAAGAACGUCCUGGGCUCGGAAGAGAGCCAUCCUACUACCUCGUUGGACCGACGGACACGCUGGAGGAAGUGAUGAUCAAAGCCGAGCGUGUUGGUUGCCUCAUCUCCAGCCGCCAUUCUCUCGCUGUAGCUAUUGGAGAUCUCAAAGGAGGCCCUGAGAAGUUGGCCAGGUCGAAGCUCUCGGCUUUGGAAUCAUUCCUCUGGUCGAAAUUCGAGGAGGGCGCUCAGCUCCCUCCUAUGUCGUGGCAUACCGCGAAAGAAGAGGCUGAUAAGGGAGAGCAAGGAGUUUCGAAGAAAAAGCGAGCUGUGUCUCAAGCAGACAAGAGCAUUAGGGGAGGCAAAGCGAUCAAACGGAACCGUCAAGGAGCAAAAGAGGUCAUAAGCAAAGUCGAGGACGACGGCUUAGACGCUGGUGCGCACAUGAUGCUGCACAUCAACGGUCUGGCCCUUCUUUAUGGCAAGCGGCCUGACGCGGUCCGCUAUGAAGACGUGCUGUCAUUCGAGCGAGAAUAUCCUCAGCUCAAGCCUCUGCUAUGCGCCAGCGUCCUCCUCACAUCUGUUCGCGAAAAUGCCCGGGCAUCUAAGGAGCGCAAUCACUGCCAUGAGAUCGAAGUGCAAGCUUGCCGAAAGGUCCUCGAUGCGAUCACGCAGCAAAUUCACUGGAUCAUGUCGGCAGCCAAGAAGCACAGUGAAUCUGUCGACAAGAAUAUGAAGAUCGUCUCAGAACGCAUCAGAACGAUGUCAGCAAAGGCCUACGGUGACGCGCAAAGUCCUGUCGGCAAAGCCACGAAGCUCGUCGAGGGCAUUGAUGGAGACGAAGAAGAUCAAGAGGAAGAGGAGGUUGAGGAACACAUGUCACCCUCGGAUGAUGUCACAGAAGAACAACGUCGCGAGGGAGCCCAUUACGCGGAAAGCGAAGAGUCCUCGAGUGACGAGGUAGCUCUCAAUCAGCGAGAAGACAAGAUUGAGAGGUUGCAAGAAGCUAGCGAGGAGAAGAGCGGAGAAGAUGCCCAGAAGGAAAAGAGUGUCACAGAAGCUGACAGGCUGAGCUCCGGUGAAGGACGCCCAGAGGACACUCCUGCCGUACAUCCGCGAUUCUUCAGAAACCAGAUCAAGGUUUAUCGUCUUCCCGAACAACCUUUGGGCUAUCGAGGCUGGAGCAACACCAGCGGCUAGUCUGGAACUCCCCCUAAACUCAGCUUCUCUAUGAUUACCACCCAUUGUCCUCAAUCAGCGCCUGCUGACCGAUCCACCAUGGCCUCUCACCUUUUUUUUUUGUCAUCUCCUCCACCUCUACUCUCGUCCGGCAUUUCUUCCUAAAGCCGU
Molecule: messenger RNA, 1523 nt
Organism: Acaromyces ingoldii
Lineage: Eukaryota; Fungi; Basidiomycota; Exobasidiomycetes; Exobasidiales; Cryptobasidiaceae
Exons: 3
Coding region: 117-1373 (418 amino acids)
Source: RefSeq, a predicted model, not a curated record